CUUCCUUCUGUCCCUCCUCCUUCCCUUUUUAUUCUCUCUCUUCCUUCUUCCCUCUCUUUUCCUCUUCUUUCUGCCUGUCCUACUUCCUUCCUCUUCCUUUAUUCCCUUCUUCGAGUGUAUGUCCAGAAUUAGAGAUACAGAUUGCAUUUGUUUCCUCUGCAGGCUCUGACCACCUCUCCCUCUCUCCCCCCGGGUUAAUUGACAGCUGCAGAGUGUGAGUCAGCUGAGUGUUGAGGCUCGGCCCUCCCAGAUGUGGGGCUGGGCGUCUGUGCGGUGAGUCCACCGCAGUGAAAUCUGAGUCCUCCGGCCUGGCUGCUUGUAUUUUGGGAUGUUUUACACGGGGCAGGACAAAGACACGUUUCCAGGCGGCAGCGCAGUCUGAGCAGAUGUUUCUGCUCUGGGAAAAGCAGAAGAAGAAGAAGCGACCUUGUUUCUGCAGAAGAAGGAAGAGUGAAAGACGGUAAAGUUGUGCUGAGUGUUGCCUCUGCAGAGCCACAGAUUACUGCAGCUGCGGAGGGGAAGCGCAGCUGACUGAAAAGCGAAACCGAGGAUACAUUUAGAGGAUAAAGAUGUUUCUUUUGUGGAUAAAAAUGCGCCCCGUAGGUUUGAAGGUUUGCUGACAUGAACUUUGACUGGGAGCAGAGCUGCGUUCACAUCGUUAGCUGACCCGCUCCUGAUUCCCUGCAGAUAUGGCUGAAGAUGUCUGUGGAUUCUGAUAACGCCUGUGUUUUGCUGUCACCGCGAGACUCCAGGUCCUCCUGCGUCUUCCGCACCGCAGACGAGAAAGAUGACCUCCCAGAAGUGGGAGAGGAGAGUGUCCUGGAGAUGCUGAGCUACUCCAAGUUCUCCGACCUUGAGACAUGGCUGUGUAUGCCGUCCUCGCUGCUGCUGCCCAGGGCCCUGGACUCCACCCGCACCACCUCCUCCUCCUCCUCCUCCUCCUCACAUACAUCCAACCACUCUUCCAAUUCCCCGCCAAUCUCCUCCUCCUCCUCCCCGGCCUCCAACUCCCGUCGCUCCACCUGCAGCGAGUCAGGAGAGGCCGACACACCACUCAGGUCACCAGGGGGGGGACUCCACCUUCCUCACCCCCGCGCUGGCGAAGGAGAUGCCCUUUCUGGCCACGUCCCUCCUCCCCGUCCUCUCCUCCACGCCUGCCGCCGCCGUGCAGAGCUCAGGGACGUCAGCCAAAGACUCCGCCUCCCAGAGCGGCGUCAGCAUCAGGAAGCGGCGGCGGCUCGCUGCCAGUCCUGGAGGACUCCACUGGAACUCUGCAGGUUCGGUGCAGCGCGACUUCUGGUCACCUGAUCCGUCUCCCGUGUCGGGGGUGAGCGCGGCGGCUGCUGCAGGAGGUAGGGGUGCGAGGAGCCUCCCCCCGGCCGGAGGAGGUGGGGCGGCGUGGGCCAGCGACCGGGCGGCCCUGAGGAAGACGGUUUCGGCUGACGGAGAGCAGCCACACCUGAGACUGCUGAGUCGGCUGGAGAGAGGCAGGAGGAAGCUCCGCAACAUCCACGUGAGUCUCUCCCACUUUGUUACUGUUUAUUAUUUAUUUCAAAUGUCCCCCCAGUGACCGUUCGAUCAUACUGAGUGUGUUUGGCUAAUGU
Molecule: messenger RNA, 1604 nt
Organism: Micropterus salmoides (largemouth bass)
Lineage: Eukaryota; Metazoa; Chordata; Actinopteri; Centrarchiformes; Centrarchidae
Exons: 5
Coding region: 700-1308 (202 amino acids)
Source: RefSeq, a predicted model, not a curated record